Messenger RNA from Tyto alba (common barn owl), 4960 nucleotides. RefSeq names its product cannabinoid receptor 2 (gene CNR2). Gene Ontology annotation, cellular component: membrane. Bases 2907 to 3956 code for a protein of 349 amino acids. The transcript is spliced from 2 exons. The record is from RefSeq and is a predicted model, not a curated record. NCBI's taxonomy places the organism in Eukaryota, Metazoa, Chordata, Aves, Strigiformes, Tytonidae. Gene Ontology annotation, molecular function: cannabinoid receptor activity. Gene Ontology annotation, biological process: cannabinoid signaling pathway.
UGUCCUAACAGCAGCCCCAGGGGUUGUUUCCUGCUGCUCAGGAAACAGAGACACUAACACCUGAGCAAGACCAAGCUCAUGAACCCUUUUCCCCACAGCUUUUCUUUGAGCUUUCCCUCUAGCACACUGCAGGACCAGAGCUAACAGCUCACACAGCCCCAGCCCAUCCUGCACCCCAGCAAGCUGGGGUGCCCCUGGCCCUCCACCAGCCAGACACCUCUGCAGCCAGAGCUAGUACCUGUAUAAGGUCUGCAGGGCAGGCUCCCUUCCAAGGUCAUCUUCCCCCCCCUUACCAGUUCUGCUCAGCCUUAGUCACUUGGAGAGAUCUAGUAUAGCUACUAGCAGCAAGACAAGAAAUACAAACUGCUGCUAAGACUAUCCUGAAGAGUUUAAGCAAAACCCCACACUACUAUCUACAGAACUACCCAGUUAUACCUGGCUGUGCUUCUGGCUUAAAUACUAUAAAAAUCAGGUGCACUGAAUUCAGGCAACCCCACCCAGCUGGGCAAGAGGCAAUUUAAAGCCCACCCAGCCAAGGCAGUCUCUUAGAGCCCUCUUUCAGUGAUGGUGUGCUUUUAGUUCCCAAUAGUUAUGAGUUGACUGUACUUCUGCUCAGUGCAAGCAGGCAAAACUACAAAAGCAGAACAUGACCUUUAUGGGAAUGUAAAGCUGAUUAUUGAUCCCAAAUGUUGAUCUUGGUAUGGGGGAUUUCCCAAAGUGGAGCUAUUCACAGCUGUGUUAGAUGCAGCUGAUGCCAAGGGAAAAAAUCCAAGUCAGAGGGGAACAAAAGGCCCUUACGUUACAGAAGUCAGCCUUUAAUGGUUUUCUUUUACUCUGGCAGGACAACUUUUGCUAUAAAAGAGAGUCCAGAAACCAAAUUACAAGCUUCUAGCUAUGCUGCAGUAAUAAUGUUUCUUUCUUAUAUCACACACUCCUUUGACAGAGCAGAUCUCUCUGCAGAUAAAGGAAACUUAGGUCUGUAUUUCACAGGAUCUUGCUGGAUGUGAAGCUGUGACAGCAGGGAAUAUUUUGGGGCUGAGUGCUGCUUUUCUAACUCAGGACUAGUAUAAAGUAUCUUUCUGGUUUUCAAUAGCUCUUUACAGUCUUGUGUUUUUUAUUGCAAAGGAAAAUUUGUCCAUAGAAACCGAAAAGGAAGCUGUUAUUUUUUGAAACAGAGCUUAUAACCUGCCUCUUCUCCUUUGCUUGUACAAUUGCCUGUGAUGCUUUUCAUCUUUAUUGUGGUUUCCACACGUGAGAUCCAGAGAGGGGCUUUCAAAACCACCCUGCCCCGAGCAGCAUGGAAAGGGUCAGACAGAUCCCAGGUCUCAGCCAUGCCUGAGUGCACCCGCGAGCAGGGGAACCCCCUGUUCCCGGCCAGGGGCCAAGAGGAAGAGCUGGGUUCCCAAUUCUGCCUCUUUCUCAAGCGUCGGCAGGCUGAUGUCCCCACGAGUGUUGCAGGCUCCCCUGGAGAGGGCAGCCGAGCAUUGCUGAAUGCGGGCGCACGGCUGAGCUCCAGCAGCUGCUGGGAAACUCCUGAGCCACAAAUCAUGGCAGAGGGGAAACAUGCGAAGUGAAGAUUUGGAGAGCAGGAGAUGUUAACAGCUAUUCAAAACCAUCACGAAUCCACUGAAUGGGGAGACCUGGGAUCCAAGCAGGAGGGAAGGUUGAGUUCCUGCUUGGGAGAAGACAGGAUGAUGGUGCUGGGAUGGGGCUGCAGGAGGAGGUUGCAGGAUGUCAGAGCAGGGCCAGCGGCGGGGCAGGUUACAUCCAGGGGCUAAGGAGCACGGCCUUUCCUUUGCAGCCAGCGCAGCAUGUGUUCCCCACUACAGGUUGUGUGGUCUUUACCCAGCCAUAAUGUGGCUAAUUCCUUUGGGAUUUGAGGCAAACUUGCCUCUACCCACCAACACAAAGCCAUGAGUAACAGGCAGUAUUCUCCCUGGUGCUCUGGUGUCACCCGGCAGCCGUCCCUGCUUUCCAGCAGCAACAGCACAACCUGCAAAUAACCAGCUGCAGGCUGCUGCUGCCCAGCUGAGAAGAAGUGGUUAGCUGCAAGGAAGGAUAGGUGAGAGCAGGUAGAGCAGAGACCUCAGCCUCUGCAGCCCUGGGUCCAUCAUGACCACAGGUGUAUGAUUGUGUAACUUAAGACCUUAAGCCAUGUCCUUUCCCUUCCACUUGCAAAGAGAACAUCACCUUACUCUUCUGGCAUUAGCAGAGCACAUUUCUGUGCUCAAGAUACAGAGCAGUGUCUUGCCCAAUUUCAGGGGCACUGAGAGGUGGGGUUCUUGCUGUUAAUGGUGCUGGCAAGCACGCAGACAGCAGGUUUCUAGGCUUGCCCUGAGACCUGCACACAGCUAGGUAUAUCCAGAUUUUCCAUGUCUGCCUUCUAGCUCUUUUCCUUUCCCUCCUCUUCCACUUCCCCAGAGAAAUCGGGAAAAGACUCUCAAUGUCUCUUGCCUCAAACACUGCAGGUACAUGGAGGAAUCAGAGGGACUGAGCAAAUUAUUUUAGUGAGUCUGAGAGUUAGGGUAGUUGUGAGAUGCGGCACUAGCAGCCAGAAGCAGAACAGAAGACCCAGAGGGGAAGUGGGGAAGGAAAGAAAACCUGACACACAUUCACCGAAAGAAUGCGAAAGAGAUCAAGAAACCAGAGGAAGGAUUUGCGCUGAUGGAUUUCCAGCCCAGGGGAAUAAACCAGAAUGGUAUGAGACACCCAGAUGAAACCAGAAGUGAUGUGAAAGGAGAGGGAAGCAGGCGCUGUCCACAGCUGCACAAACUGCCCUGAGAGCUGGAGGGAUGGGAAGCCCCCGAGCAUCUCCAGCCCACAACGCGAGCGAGAGGAGAGCAUCUGAAGAAGUGCAGAAGGAAGCAGAAAGGCUCUUUGCAAGUUCCUAGCUACAGUUAAUUACAAUGGAUAUAUGUAAGAUAUAUGAAAACUCCUCCAAAUGCAGUGUGAACGGUAUGGAGUGCUUCAUGGUCCUCAGCACGCAAGCACAGAAGAUAAGCAUUGCCACACUCUGUGGCCUCUUUGGGACACUUUGCAUUUUUGAGAACUCUUUGGUGCUGUACUUGAUCUUCUCUUCCCCUAGGACCAGGAGGAAGCCUUCCUACCUCUUUAUCAGCAGCCUGGCCUUGGCUGACAUCCUGGCCAGCAUCAUCUUCGUCUGCAGUUUUAUUAACUUCCAUGUCUUUAAUCAAACCAAUUUCUCUAAAGAAACGUUCCUGCUGCAGCUGGGAGGGGUGAACACAUCCUUCUCUGCCUCCCUGAGCAGCUUGCUGCUGACGGCACUGGAUCGUUACAUCUCCAUCAGUCGGCCCUCCGAAUACAAGCUCCUCAUGACAAGGAAGAGAGCGUGCAUAGCCCUGGGGGUGCUCUGGGUGACAUGUGCGACCAUUGCUUCCCUGCCCCUCCUGGGCUGGAACUGCUGCACACUUGAUUCGACCUGCUCCGAACUGUUCCCGUUUGUGGAUGGCAAAUAUCUGUCGAGCUGGAUCUGCUUCAUCAUGGUCCUGCUGGGGUGUAUCGUCUAUGCCUACACGCACGUGCUAUGGAGGGCUCACCAGCACGUGGCCUACAUGGAGAAGCACCAAGCACAGGUGGGAAAGCAAAACACCAGGAUGAGGAUGGAUGUCAUGCUGGCCAAGACCCUCGUCAUGGUGCUGACUGUCCUCGUGCUAUGCUGGUCUCCAGUCCUCAUUCUUAUGAUCUACAGCAUCUUUGCCAGGAUGAGCAUUCACCUGCGCAAGGUGUUUGCCUUCUGCAGCACCCUCUGCCUGCUCAAUUCCAUGGUGAACCCCAUUAUUUAUGCCCUGCGGAGCAAGGAGCUAUAUACCUCUCUGAUGAUGCUCUUUUCUCGGUUCAGGAGGCAGCUGAAGGCCUCUGAGGAAAGCCCAGAAGCAGAGAGCACGAACAAGUCCUCCGUGAUAGGGACCGUCUGCGAGGAUGUGCACGUGAUGUAGGGAGGCAACUGUGGAAAGUCUGCACUCGGGCUGACAGAAACAGCCUGGAUUACUUUUCUUUUUCUUUUUUUAUGGAGGUCCUGGGAGAUGAGGGAUCAGAUGCCUGUCAUGGAGCCAGCUCCUGCUGAUGUUAUUCUUAGAUGCUGGGACAUAAAGUGCACAGACUUACACAGGCAUCUGGUCCCCAAGCUGCAGAGAUGCCAGUGCCAAACCAGUGUGCCAUCCAUGAGGCAGCGGAUAACACCAUGCCCCAGAACAGCAGAUCCUCAUAUUUUAUGACAACUACUCCUUCCUGGCCUCCCACCUGUCCAUCAGUCACCUCCUGACCCAUUUUUCUUAUAUUCAGUGCUGUCUCCCUUACACUCCCUUAAAAUAUAGCUAACUUCAAAUAGAACACUCCAUAGACCUUCAAUUUCUGUAGAAAUCACCAGGCAUCACAUAACUCUCUCUAAACCCCUUAAUUGGGCAUGGGCAGAGUUGUACAAGCACCAUCAGCAAAGUACUAAUAGCACAUCGAUACAUAGCAGAGGUACAUCUGUUUAUACCAGACUUGAAUGCCAUCCUGGGGUGUUAUGUAUUAGCAGCACAGUGAGAAAAGGUCUUCAGGUCCUGAAAAAAGGUGGCAAAGAACAGCAAGUUGUGACAAGCUCCUGCUGAUGGUAGAUGCCUUGCUGUAUUGCAUGGGAGCAGGACCAGCAGUAGCUGGAGGUACCUCGGCCCUUUCUGGGAGAGAUGCAGAUGGUUUAUCUGGACUUACUUGCAGACGGUCCCGGCUAACUGUGUCUCACAGCAUUUAGGAUUGUGUUGAUUCUAGCAUCUAAUUCUUUAUGGAAAACUGAAAGGCUCUCACUGUGGUUUAUGGACUUGGCCAUAGUUGAGGAUUUCGAGGCGAACAGGACCUGGCAGGCAGCACAUUUCUUGCAGCAAAUUUAAGGAGGGAUAACCUGUGCCAUGCAGGUGUUUGUUGGAUGUUAUGUGAUUAAACAUUAAAGCCAUUUUUCAGC